Elgaria multicarinata webbii is the source of this 8211-nucleotide messenger RNA. It is a transcript of the gene FN1, whose product is annotated as fibronectin 1. Lineage: Eukaryota; Metazoa; Chordata; Lepidosauria; Squamata; Anguidae. Gene Ontology annotation, biological process: nervous system development; heart development; cell-matrix adhesion. The record is from RefSeq and is a predicted model, not a curated record. The coding region runs from base 128 to 7501 and encodes 2457 amino acids. Gene Ontology annotation, cellular component: extracellular region. Gene Ontology annotation, molecular function: extracellular matrix structural constituent; integrin binding; proteoglycan binding. The transcript is spliced from 46 exons.
CGAGCAGCAGCCGAGGCAGAAGCGCGGCAAGCGGACCUUGCGCGAGCAGCCCGACGAGCUGGCAGAGCGCAGCGCCGCUUUCUGCAAGCCCCGUGUCUUCCUCCCUCCCCCCUGCAGCUUUCCAAAGAUGCCCAGCAGCAGCCCGUCGAGGCGGCUGUUCCUCUUGCUGCUGACCCUUUGCUUGGAGGCAGGGGUCUGGGGCACGCCACGCCGGACGGAAAAGACCAGGAGACAAGCCCAGCAGAUGGUUCAACCCCCCUUGCCCGCCGGCCAGAAGGGAUGCUAUGACAAUGGGCAGCACUAUCAGAUCAACCAGCAGUGGGAACGCAUUUACCUGGGGAACACUCUGGUCUGUACCUGCUACGGGGGCAGCAGAGGCUUCAACUGUGAAAGCAAGCCUGAGGCGGAAGAAACCUGCUUUGACAAGUACACUGGAGCUAACUACCGAGUAGGGGAAACGUAUGAGCGACCGAAGGACUCCAUGAUAUGGGACUGCACUUGCAUUGGAGCUGGCCGUGGUAGAAUUAGCUGCACUAUUGCAAACCGCUGUCAUGAAGGAGGUCAGUCCUACAAGAUUGGCGAUACCUGGCGCAGGCCUCAUGAGACGGGUGGCUACAUGUUAGAAUGUGUGUGUCUUGGCAAUGGAAAGGGCGAAUGGACUUGCAAGCCAGUUGCUGAGAGGUGCUAUGAUAAUACUGCUGGGACUUCCUAUGUGGUUGGAGAGAUCUGGGAGAAGCCCUAUCAAGGCUGGAUGAUGGUGGAUUGCACUUGCUUAGGAGAAGGCAGCGGACGCAUUACCUGCACCUCCAGAAACCGUUGCAAUGAUCAGGACACCAAGACAUCCUACAGAAUUGGAGACACCUGGAGUAAGAAAGACAACAGAGAGAACCUGCUUCAGUGCCUCUGCACAGGGAACGGCAGAGGGGAGUGGAAAUGCGAGAGGCAUUCGUCUCUGCAAACCAGAGGCAUAGGAACGGCAUCUGGAACCAUCACAGAUGUACAGACUGCCAUCUACAAACCUCAGCCCCAGCCUCCUCCAUAUGGGCACUGUGUUACCGACAAUGGGAUGGUGUAUUCUCUGGGCAUGCAGUGGCUCAAGACACAGGGAAGUCAGCACAUGCUUUGUACGUGUCUGGGCAAUGGAGUCAGUUGCCAGGAAACAGCGGUGACCCAGACCUAUGGUGGCAAUGCCAAUGGGGAAGCCUGUGCCUUCCCAUUCACUUACAACGGCAGGACUUUCUACUCAUGUACCUCUGAAGGCCGAACCGAUGGGACGCUGUGGUGCAGCACAACCUCAAACUUUGAUCAGGAACGGAGAUACUCCUUCUGUACAGACCAAAAUGUCUUAGUUCAGACGCGUGGUGGUAACUCCAAUGGCGCCCUGUGCUAUUUUCCUUUCCUCUACAACAACCGGAAUUACACUGAUUGUACUUCUGAGGGGCGGAGAGAUAACAUGAAGUGGUGUGGAACCACCCCAAAUUAUGAUGCUGAUCAGAAGUUUGGAUUUUGUCCCAUGGCAGCUCAUGAGGAAAUCUGCACCACCAAUGAAGGUGUUAUGUACCGUGUUGGAGACCAAUGGGACAAGCAGCAUGAUAUGGGCCAUAUGAUGAGAUGUACUUGUAUGGGAAAUGGUCGUGGAGAAUGGACCUGCAUUGCUUAUUCCCAGCUGAGAGACCAAUGCAUAGUUGAUGGGAUCACCUAUGACGUUAACCAGACCUUCCACAAACGUCAUGAAGAAGGACACAUGCUGAACUGCACAUGCUUUGGCGAAGGUCGGGGAAGAUGGAAAUGCGAUCCUAUUGACCAGUGCCAGGAUUCAGAGAGCCAGACCUUUUACCAGAUUGGGGAUUCAUGGGAGAAGCACGUUCAUGGUGUCAGGUAUCAGUGCUACUGUUAUGGACGUGGGAUUGGAGAAUGGCACUGCCAGCCUUUGAGUACAUACCCAAGUUCUACUGGUCCAGUCCAGGUGAUUAUCACAGAUGUCCCGAUUCAUCCUGAUUCUCAUCCCGUCCAGUGGGUUGCACCUGAAUCCUCUCACAUUGCCAGUUACAUACUCCGAUGGAGACAAAAAAAUUCUAGAGUGAAGUGGAAAGAGGCCAGCAUCCCAGGCUAUUUGAAUUCCUAUACUAUCUCAGGCCUCAAACCUGGUGUACUUUAUGAGGGGCAGCUUAUUAGCGUACAGCAUUAUGGCCAGAGAGAAGUCACCCGUUUUGAAUUUACCACCUCUAGUACUACAGAUAUUUCAACCCGUCCUCAAACAGGUGAAACAACAGCACUUCCUUCUGUGGUGUCUAUCUCUGAAUCUGUCACAGAAAUUACAGCCAAUAGCUUUGUAGUCUCCUGGGUUUCUGCUUCAGACACAGUCUCAGGCUUCCGUGUGGAAUAUGAACUGAGUGAAGAUGGUGAUGAGCCCAAACAUCUGGAACUUCCAAAGAACGUCAAUUCAAUUAACAUCCCCGACUUGCUCCCUGGCCGCAACUACAUUAUCAAAGUCUAUCAGAUUUCAGAAGAGGGUGGAGAAAAUCUAAUCCUGUCAACUUCACAGACAACCGCACCUGAUGCCCCUCCUGAUCACAUUGUAGAAAACGUUGAUGACACUUCAAUCCUUGUGCGCUGGAACAGACCAGAAGCUCCAAUUACAGGUUACCGAAUUAUCUAUACUCCAUCUGUAGAAGGUAGCAGUACAGAACUCAAUCUACCUGAGUCUGCUACCUCGGUGACGCUCAGUGAGUUGAUGCCUGGUGUUAAAUACAACAUCAGCAUUUAUUCUGUGGAAGACAAUCAGGAGAGCACUCCCAUCUUCAUUCAGCAGCAGACCACAGGAGUCCCACGGGCAGGUGAGGUACCUUCCCCCAGUGAGUUGCAGUUUCUGGAUGUCAGUGAUGUCAAAAUCACCGUUAUGUGGACGCCCCCAGACAGCGCAGUGACCGGCUAUCGCGUAGAAGUGAUUCCAGUUAACCGCCCUGGACACCAUGGGCAGAAGUUGCCUGUUACUAGGUAUUCCUUUACUGAGGUCAUGGAUCUUUUGCCCGGAACAACCUAUCUUUUCAAGAUCUAUGCCCUAGGACAAGGCACAGAGAGUGAACCAUUGACUGGAGAACAAACAACCAGACUUGAUAGCCCAUCCAACUUGCGGUUUGUCAAUGAGACUGAUUCAACCGUGCUGGUGACAUGGAGGCCACCUCGUGCCCGUAUUACAGGUUACUACCUUACUGUGGGCCUCACAACAGGAGGACCCAAACAGUACACUGUGGGGCCUUCUGCCACCAAGUACCUGCUGCGGAACCUACUGCCCGGCUCUGAGUACACCGUGUCUCUAGUGGCUGUCAAGGGAAACCAGCAGAGCAACCCAGAAACAGGAAUCUUCACAACUUUGCAACCCACAGGCUCCGUUCCUCACUAUAACACUGAAGUGACAGAGACAUCUAUUGUUAUUACCUGGACACCUGCGCCGAGAAUUGGUUUUAAGUUGGGUGUGCGUCCAAGCCAAGGUGGAGAAGCUCCAAGGGAGGUCAUCUCUGAAUCUGGGAGCAUUGUUAUAUCUGGCCUGACCCCUGGUGUGGAAUAUAUCUACAGCAUCACAGUCAUCACAGAUGGUCAAGAAAGUGGCACUCCUAUUGUCAAGAAAGUAGUUACAUCAUUAUCACCACCAACCAACUUGCAUCUUGAUUCUAACCCUGACACGGGAAUCCUCACUGUCUCUUGGGAUAGAAGCACAACUCCAGAUAUUACUGGAUACAGAAUUACUACUGUCCCUACGAAUGGGCAGCAAGGGCAUACUCUGGAGGAAGAUGUCCAAGCCGAAGAGACAUCCUGCAUAUUUGAACAUCUGAGUCCUGGUGUCGAGUAUAAUGUCAGUGUUUACACAGUCAAAGAUGACCAGGAGAGCUUGCCCGUUUUUGAAACCAUUACACAAGAAGUUCCCCAACUCACUGACUUAAGCUUUGUUGACAUAACCGAUACAAGCAUCGGCCUGAGGUGGACCCCGCUAAACGCCUCCACCAUUAUUGGCUACCGCAUCACAGUAGUUGCAGCAGGAGAAAGUGUCCCCAUAUUUGAAGAUUUUGUGGACUCAUCAGUAGGAUACUACACGGUUACAGGCCUGGAGCCGGGCAUUGAUUAUGAGAUCAGCGUAAUCACACUCAUUAAUGGCGGAGAGAGUGUCCCUACUACGCUGACUCAACAAACUGCUGUUCCUCCACCCACUGAUCUACGUUUUACCAAUGUGGGACCUGACUCGAUAAGAGUAACCUGGACUCCACCAGCAUCUAUUGAACUGACCAGCUUCCUAAUUCGUUACUCACCUGUGAAGAAUGAGGAGGAUGUUGCAGAGCUGUCUAUCUCGCCUUCUGACAAUGCGGUGGUUUUAACAAAUCUCCUUCCUGGCACUGUGUAUUUGAUCAGGGUCUACAGCGUAUAUGAACAACAUGAGAGUAAACCUCUGAGCGGAGAGCAGAAAACAGGGCUUGAUUCCCCAACUGGACUGGACUUCUCAGAAAUAACAGCCCACUCUUUCACUGUCCAUUGGAUUGCCCCGCGCGCUGCCAUCAGUGGCUACAAAAUACGUCAUUUCCUUGAACAAGGUGGAAGCCGACCCAAAGAAGUCCGUAUUGCCCCAUCUCGCAAUUCCAUCACUCUCACUGACUUGGUUCCCGGAGCAGAGUAUGUGGUUAGCAUUUCUGUAAUCAGUGGCAAAGAGGAGAGCUUGCCCUUGAUUGGACAUCAAAGUACAGUUUCUGACGUUCCAAGAGAUCUACAUGUCACUGCCACUAGCCCCACAAGCCUGGUCAUCUCCUGGGAAGCACCUGCCGUUACAGUUAGAUACUACAGGAUCACGUAUGGUGAAACAGGUGGCAAUAGUCCUGUUCAAGAGUUCACAGUGCCCGGACAUGUAUCUACUGCAACCAUCCCUGGACUUAAACCUGGAGCUGACUACACCAUUACCGUGUUUGCAGUCACUGGACGUGGAGACAGUCCUGCCAGCAGCAAACCGGUCACUGUCAACUAUAGAAUGGAAAUUGAUACACCAUCCCAGCUACAAGUAACUGAUGUACAGGACAGCAGCCUCACUGUGAGGUGGCAGCCUUCCUCUUCCCCGGUUACCGGUUACAGAGUGACUGCUGCCCCCAAGAAUGGCCACGGCCCCACAAAAACCAUAGUUCUCUCAGCAGAGCAAACUGAAGCUACAAUUGAGGGAUUGCAACCUACCAUUGAAUACGUGGUUAGCGUCUAUGCCCAGGGUCAAAAUGGAGAAAGCCAGCCUCUGGUUGAGACGGCUGUGACAAACAUUGACCGCCCUAAAGGACUGACAUUCACUGAGGUGGAUGUUGAUUCCAUCAAAAUUGCUUGGGAAAGCCCCCAGGGGCAAGUCACCAAGUACAGGGUGACCUACUCGACCCCUGAGGAUGGAAUCCGCGAGCUAUUCCCUGCUCCAGAUGGUGAAGACGACACUGCGGAGCUGUAUGGCCUCAGGCCCGGUUCUGAGUACACUGUCCACAUCGUUGCCUUGCACGAUGACUUGGAGAGCCUACCUCUGAUUGGGAUCCAGUCCACAGCAAUCCCACCUCCUACAAAUCUGAAGUUUGUUCAGGUGACUCCAACCAGCCUGACAGUUACCUGGACUGCACCUAACGUUCGUCUCACUGGAUAUCGAGUCAGAGUGAAUCCCAAGGAAAAGAAUGGGCCAAUGAAAGAAAUUAAUGUCUCUCCUGAUAGUACAUCUGUUGUUGUCCCGGGACUAAUGGUGGCAACCAAAUAUGAAGUCAGCAUCUAUGCCCUGAAGGACUCCCUGACCAGCAGACCUGCCCAGGGUGUAGCCACUACACUAGAGAAUGUCAGCCCUCCCCGUAGGUCACGUGUCACAGAUGUCACAGAGAGAACCAUCACAAUUACCUGGCGUACCAAGACCGAGACAAUCACUGGUUUCCAGAUUGAUGCUGUCCCAACAAAUGGUCAGAACCCAGUUCAAAGGACAAUUGGCCCUGAUGCCAGAACAUACACCAUCACUGGCCUGCAACCUGGCACUGAUUACAAGAUUUACAUCUAUACCCUGAACGACAAUGCUCGCAGCUCUCCAGCAGUGAUAGAUGCUUCCACUGCCAUUGACGCGCCUUCCAACCUACGCUUCCUCAUGACUACAAGCAACUCUCUGUUGCUCACGUGGCAGCCACCUCGGGCCAGAAUCACUGGAUACAUCAUCAAAUACGAGGAAGUUGGGGGUCCGUCUAGAGAGCUACUUCCUCGUCCCCAUCCUGGCACAACUGAGGCCACUAUCACAGGUCUGGAACCAGGGACAGAAUACAUAGUUCACAUCAUUGCUGUGAAGAAUAAUCAGAAGAGUGAAUCAUUGACCGGAAGGAAGAAAACAGUUGAGCUUCCACGUCCGGUUACAAUUCCACGACCUGGCCAUGGUGGGAACCUGGACAUUGGGGACCAGACACCUUAUCUCACAAGCAACCCGUUUGACAAUGGAAAUGGUAUCCAACUUCCAGGCACUUCUGGUCAGCAGCCUAUAGUGACUAACCCAGGCCAGCAAGUCAUUGUGGAAGUAUUUGGGUCUCAUACCCCCACAACUGCAGAGACUCCGGUAUGGCGUGUACCAGUGCGAAUCCCAGAAGUGGAUGGACCUUCUUAUCCUCACACACUUCUGCCCAAGGAUAAUUACACAACGCCCCAGGAAGCUCUGUCUGAGACAACCAUCUCAUGGACGCCCUAUUCUGAGAGCUCGGAAUACAUUAUCUCUUGCCAACCUAUUGGCACUGAAGAAGAACCGACAGAGGUGAAAGUUCCUGGCAGAUUUUCUAGUGCGACUCUCACUGGUCUUACUAGAGGUGCCACCUACAACAUCAUAGUAGAAGCAAUUAAAAAUCGAAGAAGGCAUAAAGUUCAUGAAGGGAUGGUUACAGUAGGCAAUUCUGUUUCUGAAAGAGUGGACCAACCUGCAGACGACUCAUGUUAUGAUACGUUCACUGGCUCUUUCUACUCUGUUGGGGAUGAAUGGGAAAGGAUGUCUGAAACUGGAUUUAAACUCUGGUGCCAGUGUUUAGGCCUUGGCAGUGGACACUUCAGAUGUGACUCUUCAAAAUGGUGUCAUGACAACGGUGUGAACUACAAGAUUGGUGAAAAGUGGGACAGGCAGGGGGAGAACGGACAGGUGAUGAGCUGCACUUGCCUUGGAAACGGAAAAGGCGAAUUCAAGUGUGAACCUCAUGAAGCAACUUGUUAUGAUGAGGGCAAGAUGUACCGAGUAGGAGAGCAGUGGCAGAAAGAAUACCUUGGGGCCAUCUGCUCUUGUACUUGCUAUGGAGGGCAGCAGGGCUGGCGAUGUGACAAUUGCCGCAGACCUGGGGCAGCAUCUUCACCUGAAAGUUCUCCUGGUCACACCUAUACAGAGUUCUCAGAGAAACGGAGAGAAAGCAUAAAUACUAAUGUCCAUUGUCCAAUUGAGUGCUUCUAUCCUCUACAUCUACAAUCAGACACGCAAACCCGACGAGGAGAUUAACACCCAUCGAGAUUUAAUAUCAGCCAAGAAGAGUCUACUUGCCAAGACCAUCCAUGCUAGAAUACUGCUAGAAAAAAAAGCAGAUCUGUCUUAGGGUUGCCAGAGUCCCUUUCUCAGCUUCUGCUCACUUCACAGCUUCUCCAAAGGAGACCCACUCUUGGAGCGCCCCAAGACUUCUCUUCACAACCGAUAGCUGUAUAUUGUCUGUUUGUUUUUUUGCUCAGAGUGUUUCAAUACCAUUCAAUAUUCCCCGACCCCCUCAAGACAACUCAUACUAACUCAAACUGCUCAGCAAUAAGUAAACAUACGUGGGGGCCCAUUAUGGGAUGGGAGAAAGAGCUCCCCCUACCACAGGAAAAAAAAUGAAUGAAAAUCCAAAAUUCUAACUUCACCAAAUUGCGCAGUUAUCAAUAGGAACUGCAUACCCUGUCACUGUGAUAUUUAAAGUAUGCACAGUCCUAAAUCUUUCUAAAUGAUCCUAAUCUCUUUCCCAAGCGGUAUGUUUGUAUCUCGUACUGUUAUUUAUCAACAUUGAUCUUCCUUCCCUGCUUCCUCCCUGCCUCAGUGUUUUUCUACAGGAAAAUAUAAUGAAGACACCGUUGACAGAGGAAUUUGGUAUAAUUAUGAUCAGUGAAUAUUUUUUAUACUGUAAGUGCCAAAGCUUUACUACUGUGGGAGACAACUCUUUUAAUAAAAAGUUUUACAAACCA